Mytilinidion resinicola is the source of this 2024-nucleotide messenger RNA. RefSeq names its product MFS general substrate transporter. Gene Ontology annotation, biological process: xenobiotic detoxification by transmembrane export across the plasma membrane. Lineage: Eukaryota; Fungi; Ascomycota; Dothideomycetes; Mytilinidiales; Mytilinidiaceae. The coding region runs from base 1 to 1854 and encodes 617 amino acids. The transcript has 2 exons. Gene Ontology annotation, molecular function: fluconazole transmembrane transporter activity. The record is from RefSeq and is a predicted model, not a curated record.
AUGUCCGCCCUUAUCAGGGACGCCCCCGUUGGGCAGAUUAUCAGAUGGGUCACCAAGAAAAAAGCCCUACAGUACCCCGAAGAAAUGGCCGACUUUCUGCUGCCGUCAACAUACGCAAGAUUCAGUGACGGCGCUCAACCCCUCCCCGUAUCAGCACCAGAGGCUCUGCCCACCGAAGAAGUGGUUCUAGUAGAGCCCGGAACUGCUCUCAAGCUGGAGCCUAAGGCGACAAGAGAAUCAGACGACGACGAGGAUGACGACACAAUCGACUUAGAAAAGAGGAAGACUGCAGGCACGAUGACAACAAAUCGCACUGGCCUAUCGCGACUCGGGACAAGGACGGCCCUUUCAACGUCUCAUACUCAAGCCGAUCUUGAGCAGCAAUUCUCAAUCGCGACUUUGGAGAGGGGACCCAUUCUUCCAAUCGCGCCAGAAAGGCUAGAUGACGGCACGAUUCUCGUAGACUGGUACACCACGGAUGAUGAGGAGAACCCACAGAACUGGUCCUUUGGCAAAAAAGCUUUUGUCUCAUUGCAGAUAUAUCUCUACACUCUCGCAUUCUACAUGGGCUCCGCAAUCUACGCUCCUAGCGAAUUGGGAGUUAUGGAGCGCUUCGGAGUUUCCCAGCAACAGGCCGCCCUGGGUCUGUCUAUGUAUGUCCUGGCAUACGGUAUUGGCCCCCUCGUCUUCUCGCCUAUGAGCGAGAUUCCCAUCAUCGGCCGAAAUCCACCAUAUAUGAUAACUUUCGCAAUAUUCGUUAUAUUGUGUAUCCCCACGGCAGUCGUCGACAACUUUGCAGGCCUCAUCAUUCUUCGCUUCCUCCAAGGGUUCUUUGGCAGCCCUUCUCUGGCUACCGGCGGCGCUACACUACAGGACAUGUACUCGCUCAUCAAGCUACCAUACGCCCUCUCGCUAUGGGCUCUCGCUGCGACUUCUGGACCAGCUCUUGGUCCCAUAAUCAGCGGUUUCAGUGUUUCAGCGGAGAACUGGCGAUGGUCCCUCUGGGAGAUGGUCUGGCUCGCUGGUCCGAUUUGGAUUCUUCUCUUCUUCGCUCUCCCAGAGACAUCUCCUUCCAACAUUCUCCUCCGCCGAGCUUCACGCCUGCGGACGCUAACAGGCAACCCGAACCUCAAGAGCCAGAGCGAGAUUGAUCAAGCAAACCUAUCCUCUCGCGACAUUGUCGUCGAGGCCCUGUGGCGACCUAUGCAGCUCAUGCUGUUUGACCCGGCCAUUGCCUUCACGGCCGUUUAUACAGCUUUGAUCUAUGGCAUCUAUUAUAGCUUCUUCGAAGCGUUCCCUCUUGUCUAUAACGGCAUGUAUGGCUUCAAUCUUGGCCAGCAGGGACUCACUUUCCUGUCCAUCACCGUUGGAGUUAUAAUCGCCAUUGCAGCUUACUGGAGCUACAUAUACUACAUCGUUGAGCCUGAUAUCCGCACCUACGGCCUAGGAGCUCCGGAACGUCGCCUCAUCCCAGCGCUCUUCGUAACGUUUCUGCUGCCGAUCGGCUUAUUCAUAUUUGGCUGGACCAGCGACCCCAACAUCCAUUGGAUCGUGUCCGUUAUUGGUAUUAGCAUCUUCACUAUCGGUAUCUUCCUCAUCAUCCAGUGCAUCUUCUUGUACUUGCCCAUCACGUACCCGCAAUACGCAGCCAGCUUGUUUGCAGGCAACGAUUUCAUCCGGAGCACUCUCGCAGCUGGUGCUAUUCAUUUCUCUAGCCCGCUCUACAGGAAUCUGGGCGUGGGACCCGGUGUGAGCUUAGUGGCUGGGCUGACCUGUGGGUGUGUCGUAGGAGUGUAUGUGCUCUACUUCUAUGGUGCCCAGUUGAGGGCAAGGAGUCGAUUCUCCGCCAAAUAAGUAUUCAUUGCGAGAGUUUACGAAGACCAAGAGAUCUGUCUGAGGGAUAAAUGAACCUUUUAAGGAUCUUAGCGGGUGGGAUAUCAGCAUUGGAACUGCGUUUAGCGAGGCGUUUGAGGGUUUUUGGGUUAUGGAUUUACAUAGUAUUAAUAUGCAACAUGCUUCCUAAC